Molecule: messenger RNA, 4554 nt
Organism: Anopheles moucheti
Lineage: Eukaryota; Metazoa; Arthropoda; Insecta; Diptera; Culicidae
Product: E3 ubiquitin-protein ligase LRSAM1-like
Exons: 8
Coding region: 662-2983 (773 amino acids)
Molecular function (GO): protein binding
Source: RefSeq, a predicted model, not a curated record
AUUGCGUAAAAGCAAGACCGAGAGAGAGACAGAGAGUGGGAGAGUGAAAAGCAUGAGCCUAUUGUAAUUGUGAAGAAAGCAAACGCACCCUCGAAGCGAUUCCAAAAUAAGAGCGCUGCUGCGGAGUUGACGGUGAACGCGCGAAUAGAAAAAAAACCCCAGUUGAAAGGAAAUUCACGUCUCGUACCGAGCAUGUAGCGCGUUCUCUAGUACGGAACCAUCGGAACGGAAGUGUUGGUCUCAUUCACAAUUAGUUUGCACGGUAGUUUGUGCUCAUCACCCCCCCUUUUUAGCCUAGUGUCGUUUCGUAGUAUCAUAAGCGUAGUCUCAGUGGCAGAGGCGUAGCGGGAUCCCGUGGCAACAUCGAGCAAUCAAACGUGUAGAAUGGUGUAGGCUGCAAUAAAUAACGCGCGCGUGAUUCAUAGCUAGCCCCCGUAGUGAAUUGAAACCAAUUGAAACCCAAAUUGUGGUCACAUUGUGCAUGCUAAAGUGCUACAACAGAAGUCGAAAAAUAACCACACAUUCACACACAUAGAUGUUGAUGUAGUACAAAGGCUCGUUCAAGGGUUUGUUUUUUUGGUGGUGCAUCGUUAAAAUAAUAUCCUGGAGUGCACGAAAGUAACAAAGAAAAACAUCACGCCAACUAGAUUAAUUCUUUUAUAUGGGUUGUCGCAUUUCGUCUUCGAACAAUGAAAACCUGUUCACACCAACGGAAGACAGUGAAAUGGCCACUACAAGCCACCAACCGAGCGUGGAUUACAAAGCGCGCCUAGAGCGGAAGCAGUGCCUGGCAAAGGAAACACCGGAACCAAUAUACGAUUUGGAGGAUUGCAAUCUGAAAGAUGUGCCCGCUGGUGUGUUCGUUAUGUGCAAGGUCCUGCGAAAGGAUGCCCUUACACUGGCCAAGAAUAAGCUAUCCUCCCUGGCCGCGGGUGGCACACUGGACGAUCUACUCUUACUGCAAUCGUUAAACCUUUCAAACAAUCGUUUCAAGAAGCUGCCCGAAGAUAUAUACAAACUAGAAAACCUCAGGGAACUAUUUUUAGCGAACAACGCCUUGGAAAAACUACCGAUAGCGAUAGGACGACUAAAGAAAUUGGAACUGCUCAAUCUUUCAGCGAACAAUCUAGCGAGCGUAGAACAGAUAGCGUUCAUGACCAACCUUAGAGUGCUGGACAUUAGCGGCAAUGUACGUCUUUCUCAGCUGCCUAGCCAGCUGGCAACGUGUGAUAAUCUCGUAGAUAUUGUGCUCGAUCCGGCGUACAUAGUAAACCCACCGGCAGAUGUAGUGGCCGGCGGCACAUACGUCAUCGUAAAGUAUCUUUCGACCGGUGAAUUCCAUCAAGAUCCGAGCGGGAAAACCGAUCCCGAUGGCACCGUGGCGCUCGAUCGGCAGAAGGCAACCACGUCCGCUUUCCUCACGAGCGAACGGAGCGACCAACGCCAGCAGGAACUGGCCCGCGAUCGGUACGAAAAGGAACGGAAGCUACUCGAACGCGAACGGUUGGCGUUCGAGAAGGAUAUGCUAACGGAGAGUAAGCUGCAUGAACAGCAACAGUUGCGGAAACAAAUGCUGCUACAGCAACUGCUCGAACAACAGAACCAAAACGAAACGCAGGUGCACAAGCUGCAGCAGGAAAAGCAGACGGAAAGGGAGCGGCUUAUCGAUAACAUUAUGAAGGAUGAUCAAAAAUCGAGCGAGCUGGUAAAUAAUCUACUCGCGCUAAAGAAUGGUCCCGAUCCGGCUUUCCUCGAGCAGGAACGUGAAGAGCAGAAGCGGCUGCUCGAGCAUCUGCACAUCCAGCAGAACGAUCUGCGCAAACAGGAGGUACUCGGUGCGAUGACCAACCUGCUCGAGAACGAAAUCAACAUCAUACAAAACUUUCACAAUCAACGGGAUCAAUCGUCGCGCAGCAUACUCGAGCGCGAGUACGAAACGAACAAUCUGCUGAACAAUGUGUUUUUGAACUACGACAAAAACCGGCAAGAUGUGAUCGAUCAGAUCACGUUCGACGAGGAUAUACAGAAGAGCGCCGUUGCGGCGUUGAUUGCACGAAACGAUUCACGAACCUGGGGUUUGGUAGAGCAGGUGCGAAUUGUUGAAACGCAGCUGGCCGCACUAACGCUGUACGAGAUCGAACGCAAGAAGGAUAACCAGGACGAUCAAAUUAUUAAUUUGACCGAUCAACGUAUCAAUUUAACGUACGUUCUUACGGAUUUGCUCAAACAACAGGACCAACGUAAACAGCAGCUGCUGGAUACACUCAAGAUAAUCGAAAAGCAAAAGGAAAAUGAACAAACCGAUUUCUGGUUGUUGCAAUACCAGCGCCUUCUUGAUCGACAGCCGACGGAAGUUUCGCACGAUACCGCCUCGAUCGAUCCCGUGCUGGGUUACCAAUUUUUAGCGAACGGUGUAGUGCACUGUUUACCAUUCUUGUCGAAAAUAUGGCAAAACAAGGACAAGGAAUUGUGCAACGUUACAGAGCAGGAUUUGAUGAAUGCUGGCGUACAAAACCCUACAGAUCGGGGUGGCAUUUUGCAAUCGAUUGCCAACUAUUACGAUUAUUUGAACGGUAGAAUUGAUUAUCCUGAAGGCGAAUCGGCCACCGUUACGCCAAUGGCGACGGCACCUAUCGACGAGGACUACCAUCAUGAGGACGAAGGUAGAAGAAGCUCGGUGGAGAUGGGUUUGGAAGUUGAAGCGACAUCAUCCGUGGUACCGAGCGUUCCACGUGUCUCCAUUGGCGGUGGUGCUGGUGGUAGAGCAUCCGGUCCAGACUCUAACGAAGCAAUCAGUCCCGUAAGCGCUGCAGCUGUUGUGGCACAAUUUGCAGAAUGCGUUAUCUGUAUGGAACAAAUGGUACAAGUGAUAUUUUUACCAUGUGGCCAUAUGUGUUGUUGCUCCGGAUGUCACAUCGAGAUUCACGAUUGUCCGAUGUGCCGCGCCUACAUCGAGAGGAAAAUCAAAGUUAUACAGCCAUAGGUUAAUGCACCAGAUGCCAGUUUUAACAACCAACUUUGUGAUCAUUUCACAUACCACGGCAAUGAGAGGGACGUUGGACUUUCGCGUGAUGGAGUAUCAUUGAUCAAGAAAUGAAGAAGAAGAUUUACAGAAUUUUUGGCGAGAAGCAGUCACACACACACACACCAUUAGUCAAAUUAAAACAUCGAGUUCAUAUUACAUACUUCUAGUCAAAAGUUGGACCUAUCUUUCUUGAGUUAAACUUUCACUUUUGGCAGGUAUGGAAUUUCAUUCUCACUUUCUUCAACUACUAUAAAUUAAAGCUAAUAACGGCGUUUUAUAAAAACAAUCAUCUAUUAUCAAUAUACGGCAGUUGGUAUCAACUCCGAAACAAAUUUGAUCGCACGUCACAUUGGGCUGAAUCGUACGCACGACGCACGGGUUUGGCCCACUAUUACGUGACCUUUUUGGCUUUUGGCUAAAUUAAUUAAAAACAAUUAAUCUGCAACACGAAAACAAAAUCAUACCGAUACCGAUCGUAGCCAGUAAGAUAAGAGCAAAACACCAAACACGAUUUGCCAUUUAAUAUAUAAAUCUAACUCAUUGAUAUCGUUCCAAACGAACCAUAGAACAUAGGCUAGGGGUUUUCAUUCUUUCGAAGAUAAUCAUAUCGCGAUCGUGUUACGUUUCUACUGAUCGGUACGAUCGCAAACGGUUUACUGUGUGUUUUGUUACUUUAGAAUUGUUAUCUUAAAGCAAAUGGCAGCGAACAGCUCCCAGUGAAAAGACAUCUUUGUUAAAGGAAAAGAAAAAUAUUUAAUGGCCCACGUUAAUAAGCGUCCGUUCGUUCGUUCGUUCGGCUUCUCAUGCACACGUACAAAGGAUCGUUGCGUUGAUAUUGAAUGACUUUCUCCAAUCGAUUAAUGGCGUUACACACAAACGCGUGUGUUUGUUUGGCAGUUUGUUUAGUUUAUCAAUCCAGUGUAGAUCGUUACGCAUUUGCACUGCACGACACGCGAUGCAAUUAACUCAUGUUUUGUUUAGAGAGUGCCUUUCACGCAAAAUAAUAACACUAGUGUCUAAUCUGAGGCGAGAUAAAACAGCAACAACAAAACAAAAAACUUAAAUAUAUAGCCCUUUAUCCCCAACAGUUCUACAUAAUAUCCAUACAAUCGUAAAGGAUUUUAAUUAACUUAAGUUUUUUUAUAUAUUUCUUAUGAUAUUAAAACCGUGUUUCGUCUUUUAACACUGGAUCAAAGGCAUUUACAGUGGCGUAUACGUGUAUAUAUACGCAGUUGGAGAGCAAUAUACAAUUGCAAAGCUACAAUCGUAACAAACGGCGAAAAAAAAACGAUAAAAAACGGUUGCAUUUCAGUUAAACAGUUUCAUUAAAACGAACAAAAUCAAACUGACUAAGUCGGUUGACUCAGAGAAGCACCAACAUAUAUCUAUUAAUCGUUAUCUUCAAUCACAAUCACAAACAUUAAGUGAUCCAGGUACUGGAGAGACUUGCAUUUUACGUUCCCUGGUGAACAUUUGUUCUGAUAAGGGUUAUGGUUUGUUAUAAGGAAUGUUUCAAAUAAAGUUUUAUC